UCACUCUGCGCGAAGUACGCUUGCGGCAUGCCAUUUGAAAGAUCGGCUGACGGGCUGAGCCUCCGAGGAGUCGUCUGACCCGUCGAAUGUCGUGAAUUGUUUUCAUUAAGUUCUAGCAGGUUCUAUCUUGGAACACGUGCUGCUCUUGCGAUUUGUUGGUUUUCCUUUUGGUACUGCACGAAACGUUGUUAAACAUGUUGGAGGGUCCGGAAGUGAAAAAUAACGACGUAGUGAUUAAAGAGGAGCAUGAUGUUGGAUGGGCCGGAAAAAACUUGGACAAUUUCGGUGAAUACUGCUUUGAAACUGACCAGUUAGCCUUAAAGGGCAAUUCUGAUUAUCAGGCUUUACUAAGAACUUUAGUAGUGCUCGAAGGCCAAAGAAUGAUUGCCGUUCAGAACAUGGAAAAAUUAAUACCACUUAAAAAAGAAGCACUGGAGUCACCCUUAGCAUUUGUUGAAAAACUACAAAGAGGUGAGCACUUGGAUUUUCCAGUACCUCAGGUUAUAGCAGAGAUUCCUGAAAUAAAUUGGUCUAAAUAUGGAGUUGCAGUUCCAGACAACCUUGAUGAAAAGAAUUCAGAAAAUCCAAAACCUUCUUCUACAAAUAAUAGUGACAGUGAAACAUCCAAAGAUGCAGAAAGAGGGAAAGAUGGAAAAUUACUUGUACGUGGCAGGGAGUUCAAUCAAAAGAAACCAGAAACUUUCAACCAAUUAUGGACUCCAGAAGAACAAAAGAGAUUAGAAGAAUUACUUGUUAUCUAUCCUCCAGAACAAAUAGAAAUGGAAAGGUUUAGAAAGAUAGCCAGGGCACUUGGAAAUAGAACUCCUCUUCAAGUACAGAGUCGUGUUCAAAAAUAUUUUAUUAAGCUUCAGAAAGCUGGCCUUCCAGUUCCAGGGAGAACUUACAACUUCACUCAAUACAGCAGUAACCGAAAGAGUGGCCACCGUCAUCAAAGAAACAAUAGAUUUCUCUUUCCAUCAUCCACUUUUUUUGCAUCAGCUACUCCUCCAGUCUACAUGAAUGACAUGGAUGAUAGCACUGAUGCACUCAACGAACCCAGUCCGGCACCUCAAAGGGAAGACAUACAAGUCUCGGAUGAAGAUGUUCCUGAUUCAGUGAAAAUGUCUGAGAGCUAUAUGGAACUUAUGUGGCUAAAGUUGAUAAAACGGGUCAAAUUAAAAACAAGUCAUAGCAGUGCUAUGAUUCAUUACGGUUACCGGUGUGAUCACUGUGGCAUGGAUCCAAUAUCUGGCUCUCGUUGGCACUGCUUCCAGUGUCCCUCAAACAUCUCUACUGACUUGUGUGAAAAAUGUGCCGUUCAGUUAUCCUCCAAGGCUGGCUAUCAUCAACCCAAUCACAAAAUGACUCCUAUAAUUAAAGCAGAUCCACUACCUCGUCAAGGACCAAACUAUCUGCAGCCAAACUUUAUGACGGAACAUUGAAGAUAUAAAUUGAAGAAAAAAGUUGUGUAACUCUUGAAAAUGAUUUCGGCAUACAAUUUCCGUCUAACAACUAAAA
Daphnia pulicaria is the source of this 1518-nucleotide messenger RNA. It is a transcript of the gene Atac1, whose product is annotated as ZZ-type zinc finger-containing protein 3-like. Lineage: Eukaryota; Metazoa; Arthropoda; Branchiopoda; Diplostraca; Daphniidae. Gene Ontology annotation, molecular function: zinc ion binding. The record is from RefSeq and is a predicted model, not a curated record. The transcript has 5 exons. The coding region runs from base 195 to 1442 and encodes 415 amino acids.